Messenger RNA from Colletotrichum costaricense, 312 nucleotides. RefSeq lists its product as uncharacterized. The record is from RefSeq and is a predicted model, not a curated record. The coding region runs from base 1 to 312 and encodes 103 amino acids. The transcript is spliced from 3 exons. NCBI's taxonomy places the organism in Eukaryota, Fungi, Ascomycota, Sordariomycetes, Glomerellales, Glomerellaceae.
AUGGCGCCUGCACUGCUUUCGGGCAUUCGCGGUCUGUUGGCAGGAAUUUAUGGGCCGCGGCAGCAAACAGACGGCUUGCGACGUGCCCCCGCAACAAGACUGGCGCGUCAAGGUACUGGGUACGCGAGCCUUGCCACGCCGCGGCCCAUCACUGGGGACUAUACGCAGUAUACCCAUCUCUGGAACCCGAACUUUCGCCCGAUGGAAAAACUCUGUCGACAUCCAUCAAAGAAGGUCCUUUUGCGACUUGUCUUUCCCCAAAGAGAACUGAAUAUCGUCUCGACCUUUUGUGUCCGCUUGACGUCGCUCUAG